This is a messenger RNA of Schizophyllum commune H4-8, 1248 nucleotides long. RefSeq lists its product as uncharacterized. Gene Ontology annotation, biological process: regulation of cyclin-dependent protein serine/threonine kinase activity. Bases 69 to 1160 code for a protein of 363 amino acids. The record is from RefSeq and is a predicted model, not a curated record. The transcript has a single exon. Gene Ontology annotation, molecular function: protein kinase binding; cyclin-dependent protein serine/threonine kinase regulator activity. Gene Ontology annotation, cellular component: cyclin-dependent protein kinase holoenzyme complex; nucleus. NCBI's taxonomy places the organism in Eukaryota, Fungi, Basidiomycota, Agaricomycetes, Agaricales, Schizophyllaceae.
CCUCCUCGCCGACGUCGACGGGAUCCUGUCGGACCGCGCAGCCCCAGACUGGCGGCGACGCCACACUCAUGCCGAUACGCAACUUCGUGUAUCACAUAUUGCGCCGGUCGCGCACGACCUCGGGCGUGCUGCAGUCGGCGAUGUGCUACAUUGAGGGCGUGCGCGGCAAACUGCCGGGGCUCGCCGCGCUCGAGGCGGAGCGCACCGCGCGGGGCGCUCGUCCCGCUAAACCCCUGCGGCCCCAGCUCACCAUCGCCAACAUCUCGCAACUCGACAUGGGCUCUCUCAGUCUUGGCUGCUAUGUCCCGUCCCCAACUCGCCCUCUCGCGUCAUCUAUUCCAGGCAGUGCACCGGCAGAAUCCACGCACUCGCUGCGCAAAGCUGCAUCUAUCGGCGACCUGCAGGACCCCGCCGCGGCCGCCCCCUCCCCCCUCCUCUGCCCGCGCCGCACGUUCCUCGCCGCGCUCGUCCUCGCGCACAAGUUCAUUUUGGAGAAAUGCUAUUCGAACCGGGCGUGGGCGAAGAUUGCGGGGCUGCCGCCACGCGAGGUCGGGAGGUGCGAGCGCGCGCUUGGCGAGGCGCUCGAUUGGCGGCUGUGGGUUGGGAAGGGGUCUGUGACUGCUGGCACUGCGGUGGGUGCGGGGAGCGAGCCCGCGACUGCGGGGCGAGAGCGGACUCUGCUUGAGUCAGAGUCAGGCUGCUCGGCAGGCGUGCUCUGCUCGGCAUCUGCGCUCAAUUCGGCAGCCAUGCUGGGACCUCGUGCGAGGGCAAGUGUGGAUUGCUAUCCUCACGCGCCCUUCCCAAGCGGCCCUGCGCCCUUCCUCAGCGGACCAGCUGCUCCGAGCCCAGAGACGCCCGGGUUGAGCGCCUCGCCCGCGUCUCAGGCGUCGUCUGCGUCGCCGGCGUCGGUGGCGCCGACGUUCGAGACGGGGCAUGUGCAGGUGUACGAGCCGGGCCCUGCUCAGGUGUACGCGCCGGAUUACGAGUCCGCGCCUUACCCGUGGAUGCCCAUGACUCAAGGGAUGGUGCCGGCGUUUCGCGGAGAAAGCAAGCAUGCAUCUACCGUCGGCUCUUCGCAUGCACAGUACGGCUCGUACCCUGCCCUACCGCCUAUCAGCACCUGGGCUCCGCCCCAGUUCGACGGGUCGUGGGGUGGCUAGCUACUGUCUUGGAAUCAGUUCUACAUGGGUCGUUACCUGGUCUUAGCGUGUUCCAUAAUGUAUUGUUUAGCACCUGUAUCGCUCGCGC